This is a messenger RNA of Schistosoma mattheei, 1008 nucleotides long. The record is from the annotation of a GenBank genome assembly. Lineage: Eukaryota; Metazoa; Platyhelminthes; Trematoda; Strigeidida; Schistosomatidae.
AUGCGCGUUGGUUUUACACAUUCUAGCAAAGAUUCCCAUAAUAAACCUGGAAACGAUAAGGAUGACACUUUACCCGUGGCUCAGUAUUUACCAGUGUACAGUUCGGAUCUCAAGUGGAUACCACUAACCGGUCAGGAGGAUCAUUUUAAUAUCAAUAAUCCUCCUAUUCCAGUCUCAUCAACAAUACUUAUCAAUAAAUUAGCUCUUGGUGAUGAAAUCGAAGCUCGAUGUGUUGCAGUGAAAGGAAUUGGUCGGGAUCAUGCUAAAUUUUCACCCGUCGCAGCAGCUUAUUAUAAAUUUCAUCCAAUUAUCAAACUUCUUCGUACAGUUGAAGGAGAACAGGCAGUUAAGUUGCAGAAAAGUUUUGCAUCUGGUGUGAUUGGAAUAAACUCAAAAACUGGUCAAGCCUUUGUCGAUAAUGCUCGUUUAGAUAAUGGUUCUCGAGAACAUAUGCGUCAUCCUGAAUUCCGUGACGAUGUUAUUUUCGUUGGGAUGGAUUCAUCACAUUGUAUUUUCACUGUUGAAACGAUAGCUCCUGGUAGCCGCCCUCCAUCAUCAUUAGUCCGUUGUGCUUUAGGUGUUAUGAUUAGCAAAUGUUCACAUUAUAUGGCUGUUACAGAAACACCUGGUUUUGGAGAUCAAGUUGAGGAGUGUAAACCACUCAUUGAUACACCUAAAGAUAACACUGAAAGCCAUACAACUGAAAAAAAUCUAUUAUUUCCUAAAGGUAAUCGUAGUCAUUUAAAUGGACGUGAAGUUGGGCUUGAAGUAGUGCAUAUCACACAUGACAAAUCACGUGCAACAUUUACUUUCUUUGGAGAAGAUCAUACAUUAGGUUUAGCGCUUAGAUAUUGCAUUCUACGAGAUGAGUCAGUUAGCUUUUGCGGUUAUUGUGUACCCCAUCCUUUGGAGGAUAUGAUUAAUUUCGACAUUCAAAUGAAAAAAGGUUCAGCUAUCGAUGCUCUACGAAAUGGUCUCCAAUGUCUACGGAUUGUUUUCAACAUAUGA